Molecule: messenger RNA, 926 nt
Organism: Macrosteles quadrilineatus (aster leafhopper)
Lineage: Eukaryota; Metazoa; Arthropoda; Insecta; Hemiptera; Cicadellidae
Exons: 6
Coding region: 46-810 (254 amino acids)
Source: RefSeq, a predicted model, not a curated record
ACCGAUAUAAACGAGUCCUCCGUCCUGAAGAGUCCUAGAGUCAACAUGAAGGAGAUGUGGGUCGUACUCCUGGGGCUACUGGUGGUCCCUGCACUCGCUGAGAACAAAGAUGAUGCAGAUUUUCAAGUAUUAAAUUUAGAAACAGACGCUCAGAAAAAUGCUGCAAUAGAAAAUGUAUCCCCACUGUUAGCUAGGCUGAGGAGGUCACCAACGCAUCAUCACAAGAAGACCUACGGAGGCGGCGCCUACUGCUCGGUGUGCGCCGGGGGCAGUGGGCCUGGAGGCGGCUACGGGGGUGGUGGCUAUGGACAGGAACACAGUGGCGGUGGAGGUUGCGGCCCCAGUGGAUGUGGAGGUGGCGGGGGCGGCGGUGGACAUUAUGGAGGUGGAGGUGGAGGUGGGGGCGGUGGAGGCGGCACUAUAGUCGUCAUCCCUAUCAAGACUAAGCCAGUUUACGGGGGUGGAGGUGGAUACCCAGGAGGUGGUGGUAGCUACUAUCCAGGAGGCGGUGGUGGCGGUGGACACUAUGGCGGCGGAGGUGGCUGUGCUAGCGGCAACUGUGGAGGCGGUGGAGGAUAUCCAUCAGGGGGUGGAGGUGGACACUAUGGCGGCGGAGGUGGUGGCUAUCCGUCAGGGGGUGGAGGUGGCUACCCGUCAGGUGGCAACCACAUAGGUGGUGGAGGUGGCGGAUGUUCCACCUGUGGUGGCGGCGGGGGCGGACAUAGUGGCGGGGGCGGUGGCUCAUACUCUCAAUCUUCUGCGUCCUCUUCUGCCCAAAGCUCCUCAGGCUCCUUCUCCGGAGGAUGGUGAUGACUGUGUAAUGACCUUGAACUUCCUCCAAGGUCAAACUGCUCAAGGAUCAAGCUGCGCGUCAUCCUCUCUCCUUGAUUUUCCCGGUGAACCUCACAAUAAAUGUUUUGUACUUA